AUGGUGAAUUUACGUUGCCGCUUGUUUUCUCAAGUGUCAGACUAUUUUUUAACUGAAAGUAAAGAGUUUCUAAGUACUAACCAUUUUCGUCUAUUCUCCUUUUUAAUAUAUCCUAGACUUCAACUCCUCAAGGGCAGUGCCAGCGAAUUAGUUUUCGCCAAUAAUCAAUUAACCAAAGUGCCAACAUUUUUGUCGCAAUUCACGCGGCUAACUCUGCUCAACUUAUCGUGUAAUCAACUCUCUGACCUUCCGAGCGAGCUGGGUGUGCUCAACACAUUGCGAGAAUUGAACAUUUGUAAUAAUCGCUUUGACCAUAUACCGAGCUGUCUCUAUCAAACACAAAAUCUUGAAAUUUUCUUAGCCAGCGACAAUCGUAUCAAGCAUAUCGACGCCACACCGGAGGGCUUGGGCGCUUUGAAGCGGCUCACCAUCUUAGAUUUACGUAACAACAACAUUGAACAAGUGCCACCCGUACUUGGUAAUCUUAAAAACAUUGUUACUCUGGAGCUGCUUGGUAAUCCAUUCCGUCAACCGCGUCAUCAAAUACUUGUCAAAGGCACAGAUGCUAUCAUGUCGUAUUUGCGUGAUCGUAUACCGGCUUAGCGCCGACGUACGGAAGUAUUUUUUCUUCAUUUUAGAGUAGAGCGUAGCUUGAAAAUCUUUAGUUACAAAAUGGAAAAUGUUAAUUUUGAUGGUCGCGAGAGAUUUGCUCGAUAUUGCUAAUUUUUUUAUGAAAUUAACUCAGCCGCUGUUGGCAUGCGUGAUCAUCGGCGUAGAUCACGUUUUCAAAAGCAGUUGGGCUGUUUUAUUUUGGGGAAUUUUAUUUGUGAGAACAGAAUAUGCAAUACUUUUACAGGAUACAUACAGACAUACAUAUGUACUUGAUGAUGUACUCCUAAAAAAAGGAAAUAUAUUUUUUUCACAAUGCAAAGGUUUCAUCUAUGCACCAAACAUUGUUUGUAUAGUGUGAUUUAUGCGCAAAAAAAUAUUGUUUAUUAAUUACUAAUUCAUUACACUAGUCAUCAUGUGCAAUAUGCGGAACGCGCGCGUGCACACAUAGCUGGAAACUUUGUUAGAAAAUAUAUUUUUUGUGUCGUAAAAAUUUAAUACAUAUACGAAAUUUGCACUCGCAUAAAACAUGGCUAGCACUUAAUGUGUAAAACAGAAAGUACCCUUUUAAUCUAAGUAUAGCUUUUAAAUGUUAAAAUAUAAACUCAAAACUGUAAUGCCAAACACUAAUAAAAACCAAAGCCUUCAUAUAAAGCUUCUAA
Molecule: messenger RNA, 1271 nt
Organism: Rhagoletis pomonella (apple maggot)
Lineage: Eukaryota; Metazoa; Arthropoda; Insecta; Diptera; Tephritidae
Product: leucine-rich repeat-containing protein 40
Exons: 4
Coding region: 1-603 (200 amino acids)
Molecular function (GO): protein binding
Source: RefSeq, a predicted model, not a curated record